This is a messenger RNA of Closterium sp. NIES-67, 2895 nucleotides long. Lineage: Eukaryota; Viridiplantae; Streptophyta; Zygnematophyceae; Desmidiales; Closteriaceae. The record is from the annotation of a GenBank genome assembly.
CCAAAUCUCUCUCAGCCUACCACCGUCUGGCUAGGUCUUCCCCCGUCCCAGUUGUAUCGUUUUCUUGCCGGGACACACCACACCGUACCGUUUCGAGCAGCACUACAGCCGCCGUCAGAAGACUGCAGCAGUCCGCGGUCUUGCGUGACUGGCCAGCCAUGGUUAUCCCAGGACGACAGGCUGGGUUGAUGGCCAGCCAUGGUCGUAGCAGGAUAUCACGUUGGGGUGAGGCAAGUCCUCUCCGCGGUGCAUGCCUAAUCGCCUGUCCCUUGUUCGGAUGCAGUCCGAUUUCCACGGUUCAGCAUGGUCGGGAACGGUUCUCGCAAUGCACCGUUUUGGAUCACCGCGCACCAGGCCGAACCGGUUGAGGCAUCGCCAGUGCGCGACGAUUGUCUGUCAGUGCUUGGGCUACUCCGAAGUCAGCUUCUAGUAGCGUCUCUCCCCACUCAUCGCUUCUAGUAGCGUCUCUCCCCACUCAUCCUAUCUCCGGAGCCGGUCCCACCAAGGCCGCACAACUUUCGGCGGUUGUUGCGCGAAGCUACACCACUAGUACUAGGAGUACAGAUGCCGCCGCCAAAGUCGGCCGCGAUGCAGCGCCGAGCAUGGCUCGCGGCAUUCUCAGCCGCGCUUUGGCUUGUCGCGGCCGCCGUCUCCUCGUGCCACGCGGCAGACGUACCGAUCAGCGCAUUGCAAGCCGUGUUUCUCAGCGACUGCCAGAAGGCAUGGGGGACGACGAUCCCAGGGUGGUCCCAGACAGCCAGCUGUAGCGCUGCAAAAGGUCUCAUGUGUGCCCCGUCGGGCAUGAUUACGGCCAUCCGAAUGGAUUCCGCAAACAUUUCUGGUGCUAUUCCCGACAGCAUCUCCUCACUCACUGCACUGACAUGGCUAGACCUGGAAUAUAAUCAGCUUGACGGAUCUAUUCCAGCUGGAGUUGGAAACCUCCCUGCAUUGCAGUACCUAGCCCUGACGAGUAAUGAGCUUACUGGACCCAUCCCAGCUGAAAUUGGAAAUCUCCCAAACUUGAAAAAGCUAUAUAUGGGAGGCAAUCAGCUGACUGGGCCCAUUCCAGAUGUUUUUGGAAACCUCACAAACUUGGACACACUAUUUUUGGGGUUAAACUCGUUGACUGGCUCCAUUCCCAACAGCAUCACCUCACUCAAUCAGCUCUCCAUUCUUUCUUUGGCGUUCAACUCGUUGACUGGCUCCAUUCCCGACAGCUUUACCUCACUCAAUCAGCUCUCCUCUCUUUCUUUGGCGUCGAACUCGUUGACUGGCUCCAUUCCUAACAGUAUCACCUCACUCAAUCAGCUCUUCCUUCUAGAUCUGUCUGCGAAUCAGCUUUCGGGGCCCAUCCCAGCUGGAAUUGGAAACCUCACAAACUUGAAGGCACUGGGUCUCUCAAACAACUCCUUGAUUGGCUCCCUUCCCAACAGCAUCACCUCGCUCAUUCGCCUCUCCCAGCUAUAUGUGGCAAUGAAUCAGCUUAUCGGUCCCAUCCCUCAUGGAAUUGGAAACCUCUAUAUGCUGACCUGGCUGGAUCUCUCGUCCAACAGUAUCACUGGCUCCAUUCCCAGCAGCAUCACCUCGCUCACUCAACUCGUUUUUCUAAAUAUAGGCGGGAAUCUCUUGGAUGGAUCCAUUCCAGACUCUCUUGACUCGAUGGUCGUGUUGAUGAAUCUAAAUAUGAGUGGAAACCACUUGAAAGGGUCCAUUCCAACUACUCUUGGCAGCAUGGGCAGCUUGAAGUUUCUGUACAUGAAUGAUAACCAGCUCACUGGGAGCAUUCCGGGCUUCAUCAACCCAAUGAAUCUGACUGAACUGCUCCUCAUAUUCGACUGGGCGUUGUCAGCUUUGCCACGAUGUCAAGAUUGUAAUGUUGGUGUUGAGUGGGAAUCAGCUGAGCGGCCUCAUCCCCCCUCUAUUCAUUCCUGCGAACAGCUUCAACGUCUGUGGCUCGACAACAAUUCGCUGAGCGGGAUCCUUCCAUACUCUCUUGAGGUCAUGUCUCAGCUUACCUCCUUGAGAAUCAAUGACACGAGCCUCAACGGAACGUUGCCAACGUUUCUUGGGAGUUUCAGUUCCCUCGAUUCACUGUACGUGAAGCACUAGCCAUCCACCACAUGGUCCGCACCGCCCAUGGCAUGGAGCUAUGCAUGGUGGGUGCAGAGCAUGUUUGCUACAAAUCGUAGGUGAUUUUUGAGUCGACUCAAAAAGCAUGUUUGCUACAAAUCGGAAACAGCAUCUGAGGCUCUUCAAACUGACCAAAUCUUUGUGGCAAAGUGUGCUGGGAGAUGUUGAAGAUGGUAGGUAGGUAUGGCUACGGGUAGGAGCACAUCGCAAAAAUAUUGUGUGCAAAAUGUGUCUGAAAAGUGUCUAGACUAACACAAACCGGUCACUUUUCAAAGCACCCUGCAGUGUCUCUGUUGGGUCUUGGUGUGUCACACAGAACGAACACAAAUUGAACACUUUUUCUGGAUCCGAAAUGUGUCCGAAAUGACUCUUGCCUGAAUAACAUUUCUACAUUGCCCGUUCAUUCGCUACACCAUUCAAUACACGCAAAAUGUUCAUGAAACUCUUACUUAUAAGCAAUGUUAUUACAAACCAAGGCGUACGAAAAAUACAAUUACAACAAAGCGGCUAACUACUAGUGCAGAAGCACAAAGAGCUCAUUUGUCAGCCAUAUUAUGCCAAUGCCAAGGGCUUCAAACAACAUCACCUGCGUGCAAAACAGAAGUACGUGACAUUAGGCCAAGGUGCAAAACGCCGAUUUUUUUUAACAAUCCCGUGUAGACAUGAGCAACGAGGCGAGCAACGAGACGAGGUGCAUUGGGAGGCAAAUAGGUCUGUAGGGCGACCAUUAGAGCCACUCCAAGCACGCCUGUUAAAAGCCAGCAA